Molecule: messenger RNA, 1432 nt
Organism: Opisthorchis viverrini
Lineage: Eukaryota; Metazoa; Platyhelminthes; Trematoda; Opisthorchiida; Opisthorchiidae
Exons: 4
Coding region: 1-873 (290 amino acids)
Biological process (GO): phosphatidylinositol dephosphorylation
Cellular component (GO): late endosome membrane; phagocytic vesicle membrane; lysosomal membrane
Molecular function (GO): phosphatidylinositol-4,5-bisphosphate 4-phosphatase activity
Source: RefSeq, a predicted model, not a curated record
AUGGACGAGAAAACGCCUCUCAUAACAGCCGGUAAGUCUGGACGCAGGCCUUACUCAGCUGCGAAUCUUAAAGAGGCGCCAAUACGUCAGCCUCCUUCUAGGCCCGUCGUCGAACAAGCUCGUACCACUACCGGAGACAACCACGCCACAAUCAAUUGUCAGGUUUGCAACCAUGUGGUUUCAAUCGAGAAUCGGGAAAAACAAAUGGUUGUACGCUGUCCGGCAUGUGCAGAGGCCACGCCCAUAAAAGGUCCACCAGCUGGAAAACAGUAUGUUCGUUGUCCAUGCAACUGCUUGCUGAUAUGCAGCACAGCAACCACGAGAGUUGGCUGCCCCAGGCCCGAAUGUCAGAAAGUCAUUGUCCUGUACGAGAAUGAUGCUGGUGCACCCCCUCGGAACGAUGGUGUGUCAGGGAACCGUGGUAUGCUUGGUCCCUAUAAUCCGGGUGGCACCUUCGGUGUUCCUCAAAGCCUGCGUGUUGCAUGCGGGAACUGCAACUCUCCGUUCUCCGUUGCGGGUGAUCCAUCCAACUCAGAAGCCCGACAAAAUGCACUCAUAUCUUGCCUUUCUGGUGGUACUUCAGCCGGUGCUGCUGGCCUGAUCGCCGCCCGGUGCCCUCAUUGUCGCAAAGUCACUUCCGUUGGACCAGCCUACGCUCGUGUCCGACUGGUCGUCUAUGGUUUGCUCACGUUAGUAGCUUUGAUCUUAGCAAUUGGAGUCACAGCGGGAACCGCAAAGGUCGCCCAAGAGAAUAAGGCGCUCUACUUUUUGUGGUCAGUACUUUACUUAGUGGUUGUUGUACUGGGAUUGCGGGCCGUGGUUUUCUGGCUCAUGCCGGUCAGUUCCGUCGAAGUUCCUGUCCUGCAUAUUUGACAUAUUUGGCCUCUGGUGAUUUCCUAUUUCCAUUCAUCCCGCUGGUUACGUGUCUGACUCCUCGUGAAACCGCAUCAUGUAUAGUACUCAUUUAUGAUUUCGACAUCGCCAAAUCACUUCCAACUAAUCGGUUUUCACGAACUGCCAUCGUUUCUAUCCAGUAACGAUAUUGACGUUGAGCUGGUCACCCAUAGAUCACCGGGGAUCACCGUUUCAUCACCUGAUUACUUUCUUGGUUAAUUUUCCGGGUUCUCCCUCCGGAGUUUCUCUUGUUCGUGCGACCGGAGUGGCUUAGCUGUCAAUGCAGUUCGUCAUUUCGAUUAUAACCUUGAUCGUGCUUACAUCGUCUCUUGCGGACCCUUUCUGUUUCUUGCCUGGGCUCUCUCAAUCGUUCCCCAAACUCCUGAACAUUCGUUUUGCGAGUGAACAGAGGCUCAGACUUUAGAAUCGUCCCCCUCCACUCACUCUCCAUCGAUUGCCAUAGGACUGCCUCGGACAUCUGGGUGCAUCCAAGUUUCUCACGUUUCACUUGCAUGUUAACUCAUUCAAAUACACGUCG